AACACCACAACAUGUUGGUCAGUUGGUGCUACAUAGAGGGAUCUCUUCUCUCUAUAUAUAUGAGAGCUACAUGUCCAUUCUCAUCACACAGGGCGAUUUAGAGCAAAUUUGGUGCUUCAGUUUGCAGGAAGCUGACAUUGCUUUGAAGUGGAAAUAUAAUUCUCGAGACAAAUAUUUCCGAACAAUGGCAGGUGUUUGCUAUGGAAUGCUAGGCAACAAUUUACCACCCCCAAAUGAAGCUGUGGAUCUCUUUCAGAGAAACAACAUUCGGAGGAUUAGGCUUUAUGCUCCAAAUGAUGCUGUCAUUCAGGCGCUUAAAGGCACCAACAUUGAACUGAUGCUGGAUGUCCCAAACAAUGAACUUCAGCGCAUAGCAUCAGACAAUCUCACUGCUGCCUAUGACUGGGUCUACUACUAUAUUGUGAACAACAGGGCUGAUGUGAAGUUCAAAUACAUUGUUGUGGGUAAUGAAGUAAGCAUGAAUGACUGGAGAUAUGUCCUUCCUGCCAUGAAGAACAUUUACAGUGCAGUUCAAUCAGCUGGCCUACAAGACCAGAUCAAGGUUUCGACUGCGAUUUACUCAGCAAACCUCAGUGAUAGUUAUCCUCCCUCCAGAUCAGUUUUCAGAGGCGAUUUGCUGCAAUACCUACAGCCAAUUGUUGGCUUCUUGGUGGAGAAAAGGGCACCAUUGUUUUGCAAUUUGUACCCUUAUAUCAGUUAUCUUGAGAACCCAAGAGAUAUUAGGCUUGACUAUGCCUUGUUUACUGCUCCAUCGGUUCUUGUAUGGGAUGGCCAGUAUGGAUAUCAGAACCUCUUUGAUGCCCUGCUGGAUUGUGUCUAUGCUGCACUUGAGAAGGUGGGUGGAUCCUCUGUGGAGGUGGUUGUAUCUGAGAGUGGUUGGCCGAAUGCAGGUGAUUUUGCAUCGACUACAGAAAAUGCUCAAACUUAUUUGAACAAGUUGAUUCAACAUGUGAAAGGGGGUACUCCUAGAAGGCCUGGUAGGCCCAUUGAGACUUACAUCUUUGCAAUGUUUGAUGAGAAUGCCAAGACUGGACCAGAGAGGGAGAGACACUUUGGGCUAUUCACUCCAUAUAAGCAACCCAAGUACAACAUCAAUUUCUACUAAGAGCCUAUAAAUGGGUGUUGUGUUCUGAUCUUGAAUAAUAUAAUAGAUGGGGCCAAUGAGGCCUCUGUUUGUUUUAUCUUAAUUCUGCCAUUUCUUUGAGAUUAUGUAUUGAAAUAAAGCCCAUUCAGAAGCUUGUAAUCUUUAUAAUGGUUUGUCUUUGUUUU
Messenger RNA from Nelumbo nucifera (sacred lotus), 1290 nucleotides. Its product is annotated as glucan endo-1,3-beta-glucosidase, basic vacuolar isoform-like. Gene Ontology annotation, molecular function: hydrolase activity, hydrolyzing O-glycosyl compounds. Gene Ontology annotation, biological process: carbohydrate metabolic process. The record is from RefSeq and is a predicted model, not a curated record. NCBI's taxonomy places the organism in Eukaryota, Viridiplantae, Streptophyta, Magnoliopsida, Proteales, Nelumbonaceae.